UAUAAUAUAAAAAUGCUUCUAUAGAUUAAAAAAUGUAAUACUUUAUCUAUCAUAUCUCAAUUUAUGUUCGGGCAAAUUAACUACUUUUUAAAUUCCGUGACGCUUACAUAAGCCGUAAACGAUUCAAAUUGAUGUUAAUCAAUUUAGAAGUAACGGGGAAAAAAUCGUAAAAAAGUAACACAACGGGAAGAAACACUCUGCUGGAGUCAAACAACAUCUUUAUCUCCCGCGCAGAAUUAAUAUCUGUGGUAAUUCGAAGACAUAGACAGCCAUGAACCCUGAAUAAACAUCUGUUACGAUUAGUCCAAUCAUCAUCCGGGGUUAGAAAAGUAGAUGUAAAACAGAGGAAGUGGACAUACGCACAGAAAAGUUGAUGGUUCCUCCUUCAAUGUGCUCUAAACGUUAAUCAUUGUGUAAGCAACAUGUUUGACAUUUUCGAUUCUUUAAGGGCCUUACUCAAGGUAGAUCGCGUUUCCAUUGAUAACGACGUGUUCCGUCUUCAUUAUAAAUUCACAGUUUUGAUAUUAAUCGCAUUUAGUAUAGUGGUUACCAGUAGACAAUACUUAGGUGAUCCCAUAGACUGCAUUCAAAACGAUGAUGUACCGGAGAGGGUAUUGGAAACGUACUGUUGGAUACACACGACUUUCACUCUUCCUGAAGCAUUUCAUAAAAAGGUAGGCGUGGAUGUACCUCAUCCAGGUAUAGACAAAUACAAGCCAGGAGAGAAGCGCAUGUAUCAUCAGUAUUAUCAAUGGGUAUGCUUCGUUUUGUUCUUACAAGCCAUCUUGUUUUACGUACCAAGAUAUAUGUGGAAAAGUUACGAAGGUAACCGUAUCAAAAAUUUAAUAUUGGAAUUAAAUCGACCGGUACCCGAUCCUAAUUUAAAUACUAAUAAACACUUGUUAGCAUUGUAUUUAUACAUGAAUCUACACUAUCACGAUCUGUACGUUAGUUUUUAUUUAAUAUGCGAAUUUUUGAAUUUGGGAAACGUGGUGGGUCAGAUGUUCCUCAUCAAUUUAUUCUUAGGAGGUGAAUUUACCAAAUACGGUAUCGACGUAAUUAAAUUUAGCCAAAUGGAACAGGAAAAUAGGACAGAUCCCAUGGUUAUAGUGUUCCCCAGGAUGACCAAGUGUACCUUUCACAGAUUCGGAUCUUCCGGUGACAUACAGAGAUACGAUGCACUUUGCAUACUUCCUUUGAAUAUAAUUAACGAGAAGAUAUAUAUAUUUCUUUGGUUUUGGUUUCUUUUGUUGGCCGGUUUGAGUUUAUUAAUAAUACUCUAUCGUUUAAUCAUCAUCGUAUGGCCUUAUCUGAGAUACUUAGUGUUGAAGUCACGCUGUCGUCUUACAUCCGAUCAAGAUCUAAGAACCGUUAUGAGGAAAGCCGGACUGGGAGAUUGGUUUAUAAUUUAUACACUGUGUAAGAACAUAGAGCCCAUACAUUUUAGGGAUGUUAUGUCUGAGUUGGCCAUUUUGUUAUCAGAAGAGAAGAAUCCGAAGAAAAGAAGGCGUCUGAACAGCGAUUCUAUUGCAACUUAGUGGUUUAUUAUUAUAAAAUUCAAAUUUUUCCACCUCCUACGCUAAAAGAACAAGCAUUAUAAAGUAACAAGGAACAAGAAGGGAGCUUAAUGGUUAGUUCUGUGUUAAUGGGAACAAGUAACAAGGACUUUUUUAAAGCAGGAUCUCUUGUUUUAAUUCCUUUACAAUAUAUCUGUAUAGUCUAAAGCGCUACAUACUUAUUCAUAAUUUUAAUGAAGUAGUUGUACAAAAACAAAAAAGAAAAGUACAUUUCUUAAAAUAGUAUUAGAUAUAAUUAAAUAUAGAAUAUAUAUUUUUGUAUUUAUUUUACAAGUAGAUAACAUUUAAGAAAGCAAUUUACAGUUUUCUUGUUUAGGAAACUGUAAAUUACUUUUUGCGCUUUUGUUCACUGUAAAUAGUGUUUUAAAUUUUAUAAAUUAAUUUAUUUACUCUUUACAACGAUCAGCAGUAAUAUUAAAUAAAAGUGCCUUUGUCUAAUUUUUGCUUAAUUACGAGUAUAUAUAUUUUUAUAUAGACUGUAUACAGUAUAUACACUUGUACUCUUAAACGGUAAAGGGAAGUGUCUCGUUUGUCGUAUCUGUCAUAAAGGAUGUAUUAGUUAAGUAUACAUUGAUUUAUAUUAUAAAACAUAAUGUUUGUUGUAAUAUAUAUAUAUAUUUCGUAUGUAAUUUGUUUUCUUAAAGGGUUUUAAAUCUUAAUUUAAGAAGCGUUAUUUUUGUAUGACCCUAAUCGAUAACAAUAAAUGUAUUUUAAAAUAUGAAUAUUCUCUUUAUUCAGCGUAUGUAGAUUAUUCUAUUAUCGUUAUCGUAAAUUAUUUUCGCUCCAAUACUUUAAAAUUAACGAAUUUCUAUUGUAGAAUAGGCCCUUUUCAAGGUGAAGCUAGCGGAGCAACUAUCCUGUGAAAAGGCCCUGAUCCUCGAUGGUGCGUUAGAGCCUCAUGGGAUUCAGACGAAUUUGAAUUAGGGGGCCCCAUGUAUAGU
Molecule: messenger RNA, 2518 nt
Organism: Centruroides sculpturatus (bark scorpion)
Lineage: Eukaryota; Metazoa; Arthropoda; Arachnida; Scorpiones; Buthidae
Product: innexin inx2-like
Exons: 1
Coding region: 423-1538 (371 amino acids)
Biological process (GO): phototransduction
Cellular component (GO): gap junction; plasma membrane
Molecular function (GO): gap junction channel activity
Source: RefSeq, a predicted model, not a curated record